Medicago truncatula (barrel medic) is the source of this 2369-nucleotide messenger RNA. Its product is annotated as probable LRR receptor-like serine/threonine-protein kinase RKF3. Lineage: Eukaryota; Viridiplantae; Streptophyta; Magnoliopsida; Fabales; Fabaceae. The transcript has a single exon. The coding region runs from base 210 to 2165 and encodes 651 amino acids. Gene Ontology annotation, molecular function: ATP binding; protein kinase activity. Gene Ontology annotation, biological process: protein phosphorylation. The record is from RefSeq and is a predicted model, not a curated record.
UUCUAGUUUCUACUACAUACGUACUGUGUCUGUUUUUCAUUUCACUUGUUCCUUUUUGGUUUUGUCUUCUUUAAGGAACAAGAUAGUUGAAAACAACAAUAUCUUAUCACCACCACUAACCACCUCCACCAAUUCUCGUUCAUGUUCACAUUCACAUUCACAUAAACAUAGCACUUUCAUUGUUUCAAAACAAAAAAUAAAACAUCAUCAUGAACAUGAACAUGAACAUGACAAUAAUUAUGAACAUCCUCGUCCUCAUCUUCACCACUCUCUUAACAACUUCCCACUCCGCCACGUGUCCUCUCAACUUCACCCUCUUAACCACCCUCAGCGGCGGCGGAGCCACCACAAAACCACCAUCUUCCUUCACCUCAACACCAUGCCAGUUCGUCCGGCAAGCUCUCCGCCUUGUCCAAUCCGACUACCUCCGCCGCACCGACUCUUUCAUCCCUCCAUCAAACUCCUCCACAACAUGCUGGGACUCUUUCCAAUCCUACAUCAACCAAUUCGAACCAACCUUCAACAUUCGUUCUUCUUGUGGCUUCCAAACUGAGUGGAUCUCACAAGGUUGUGUCAACGUUACUACAAGACAACAAUUUGAAGCACUUGUUCCUAAAUCCAAUAUUCAAAAUAUGCAAUCAAAUUGUAACCAAUCAAUUCAAGAUAACUCACCUUGUGCUCUUUGUACUACUAGUUUAUCUGGUUUACCUUCUCUUGGUCAACCUAUUGGUAAUUUAUCUGAUUGUACCGGUUAUCCUUCAAUUUAUGCUGCAGCUUUUGCAAAUCAAUUUGGACCGUCUGAUCCUGGUACCGUUAAGUGUUUAUUUCAACUUGAUUUUACUUCAGGAAGUUCAUCUGGUAGUAAGAAAAAGAUUGUUGCUAUUGUUGUUUCAAUUGUUUCUGUUUUGGUUGUGUUGUCGAUAGUUAUAGGGUUUUGGGCUUAUAGGAAAUUUAAUGAUAAGGCAAUUGGGGAUGGUAAGGAUCAUGGUGCUAAUAUCGGUGAGUCCGUUUCGGUUUCUGGGUUGGGUUCAAUGGAUAAUAGUACUACUUUGAUUAGGUUUACUAUUGAUGAUAUUAAGAAGGCGACGAAGAAUUUUCAUAGGGAUAAUAUAAUUGGGAAAGGGGGUUAUGGGAAUGUGUAUAAAGGGUUGUUGAAUGAUGGAAGUGAAGUUGCUUUUAAGAGGUUUAAGAAUUGUUCUGCUGCUGGUGAUACUAGUUUCACUCAUGAGGUUGAGGUUAUUGCUAGUGUUAGGCAUGUGAAUCUUGUUGCUUUGAGAGGUUAUUGUAGUGCGACGACGCGGUUAGAGGGUUACCAGAGGAUUAUUGUUUGUGAUUUGAUGAAAAAUGGGAGUCUUCAUGAUCAUUUGUUUGAAUCUAAUGGGGCGAAACUUAGUUGGCCGGCUCGUCAGAAGAUUGCUCUUGGAACUGCUAGGGGAUUAUCUUAUUUGCAUUAUGGAGCUCAACCUGCUAUCAUUCAUAGGGAUAUUAAAGCUAAUAAUAUACUUUUGGAUGAUAAGUUUGAAGCUAAGGUUGCCGAUUUUGGACUUGCAAAGUUUAAUCCCGAGGGAAUGACUCAUAUGAGUACUAGGGUUGCUGGAACUAUGGGGUAUGUUGCUCCUGAGUAUGCUUUGUAUGGACAAUUAACAGAAAGGAGUGAUGUGUUUAGUUUUGGUGUUGUGCUUCUUGAGCUAUUGAGUGGAAGAAAGGCUCUUCAAACGAACGAUGACGGACAACCUUCUGCUUUGACUGAUUGGGCUUGGUCAUUGGUUCGAACGGGAAAGGCAUUGGAUGUUAUUGAAGAUGGGAUGCCAGAACAAGGUUCAGAUCAAGUUCUUGAGAAGUAUGUGUUGAUUGCCGUGCUUUGUUCUCAUCCACAGUUAUAUGCUAGGCCAACAAUGGAUCAGGUUGUUAAAAUGAUGGAGACUGAUGAUGAAUUAGUGCCCGCGAUACCCGGACGGCCAAUUCCUCUUGUUGCGGGGAGACUUGAUAUUGAGAGAUCUGUUAGCGGAUUUGGCUCAGGUCAGCUCUCUAGUCCGACAGGUUAUCAAUCGUUCACGUUAGAAAUGGGAAGUGAACAAAUGGAAAGUGAACGCCAUUCUUCUAAUCAUUCUAGGGAUGAAAGAAGCUCUGCCUCUAGGAUUUUGAGUUCGGAUUUGGAUCAAUAACGGCAUGAUUUGUUUGUACAUUUACUGAAGCAAGCAUUUUCUGUUGCAUAUAUAUAGUGUCAUAUCAAAUGUACAUAUUUUGAAUAUUUUUUUGGAUUUUUUACUUAGUAGGAAUGAGAGUAUGAUCAAGUUUUGCUGAUUUGAGUGCCGGGUAUCGUAUCAUUUUAAGAAUCUUCUUAUACCACAAGUGAUGUUUCAUUUGUA